GUCAAGUUUUCAACCAUAAGUUUCUUUCCCUGGUUGCCCCACGUGUUUGUUUUGUUUAGGAUAUUAGCUCCGUCGAUAGAAUUUCAAUUUAAUUUAUUGAAAUAUCUAAUUUGAUAAAGAAACACAUGAGAAUAAAAUGCCUGUCAUGCAAAGAAUAAAGAAACCGACUACUCGAAAGGGCAAGAAAGUUUUGCAAGCUAAGGAACCGAAGCCAGUUGAAGGCCCAAAACAAUGCAUGUUUAUGCAAGGACGCAAUCCAUCAGAACGCACUAGGAGCUUGUUAAAGGAUAUCUAUGAUUUUAAAAAGCCCGAUGCGGUUUAUCUUAACCGUAAAAAUGACUUCGUUCCUUUUGAAGAUGCAUCUCUUAUAGAAAAAUUAUGUGACAAAAAAGAAGCAGCUUUAUUUGGAGUUGGUUCACACAGUAAAAAACGGCCCCACAACAUUGUAUUAGGGAGGACCUUUAACUACAACAUCUUAGACAUGAUAGAGCUUGGAGCUGAGAACUACAAGUCUAUGGAAGAGUUCCACAACAUGAAGGUCUUGGCCGGUUUGAAGCCAUGUCUUUUAUUCAAUGGUCCAGCUUGGGAUUUAAAUCAAGACUUGAAAAGACUUAAAUCUUUGUUUACUGACUUCUUCUAUAGAGAAAAGGUUGAAACAAUAAGACUGCAAGGUUUAGAGCAUGUGCUUAGUUUCACAGCUACAGAUGAUGGCAUGAUCUAUUUGCGUUCAUACAGAAUAUCCCUCAAGAAAAGUGGACAACGCACACCAAGAGUUGAACUUGAAGAGAUUGGACCCUCAAUUGAUUUCAAACUGAGAAGAACAAAGUUGGCGGCAGACGAUCUUUUCAAAGAGGCUUGCAGAAUUCCCAAAGAAACAAAAUCUGGCGUCAAGAAAAACAUAUCGCGAGACGCUUUUGGUUCGAAAAUGGGUCGUAUUCAUAUGGGCAAGCAGGACAUCAACAAAUUGCAGACUCGGAAGAUGAAGGGAUUGAAGAAAACACCAGAAGAAAGGAAACAGAUGCUUCUGAAAAAGAAGAUAGCAAAGAGAGCAGCAAAGUCACCACAAGCUGUAAAAUAAUAUAUAAUAUUAUAUGUCCUUUCAUUCUU
Molecule: messenger RNA, 1107 nt
Organism: Plodia interpunctella (Indianmeal moth)
Lineage: Eukaryota; Metazoa; Arthropoda; Insecta; Lepidoptera; Pyralidae
Gene: Non3
Product: Novel nucleolar protein 3
Exons: 5
Coding region: 137-1078 (313 amino acids)
Biological process (GO): maturation of LSU-rRNA from tricistronic rRNA transcript (SSU-rRNA, 5.8S rRNA, LSU-rRNA); ribosomal large subunit assembly
Cellular component (GO): nucleolus
Molecular function (GO): rRNA binding
Source: RefSeq, a predicted model, not a curated record